AUGAUAACCAUCUAUGCACCGACAUUACUAACUUUCGGGCAAUUAAUAACAACAGCCAGAUGCAUCAACCUGGCAAGCUUCCUCUCCUUCUGGGGGUGGGGUGGAAUAUCACCACCAGAUCAAAAUGGAACGGAGAAGAAUAAUAAGAAUGGUCAGGAUACAGAAAAAUUGAAAAAACAAGUGGAUGACUACUUGGACGAGAAGAUAAAGAUUAACCUGCGCAGUAAGAAAAUGAGCUAUUUAAAGCCUAUAUUUAUAAAUCCCGAGACGGAAAUUCAUUACUACCUUAGAAGUGAUGGCAAUUACGAUGAGCUCUAUGCCAAGUACCCCCUAUGUGAAGCUAAGUACAAAAUAGCAGAUAAAUUAAAAGGUCUUAGUAUAUUCCAGAAAAUUAUGAACAACAAUAAAAAGCUAGCCCUACUGAAGACAUGCAUAAUGGAGAUGUAUGGUCUCCUAUACGUUACUCUCAGGAACACCAACGACAUUUUCUCCGUGGUUGCUACUGUGUAUGGGUACAUACCAUAUGCAUUCAUGCUUGCAACAUUACUAGGGUUCCUACUAACUUCUAACAAUAUGUUGCUUUACUUUGUUUUUAUUAUCCCUACCCAGUUGACAAUAAACGAUAUUAUAUUGAAGAAUAUUCUAAAAAUGAGUAGACCGAUUCAUAGUGCACUACAGUCUUAUGGAAUGCCAUCCGGACAUAGUUCCUUUUCUUUCAGUUUACUGACCUUCCUGAUACUGCAUCUGCUGGAGGCUAAGAAGGAUAAGUGGACCAUAAUGGCCUGCAUCCUUGCUAUCAUUCUCCUCUUACCAAUACCUUGGAGUCGUGUUUACAUCCAGGAUCAUACCCUGUAUCAGGUUAUCUUUGGCAGUCUGUUGGGAUUCAUCAUUGGUGUCGUGUUCUACAUGAUAAAGAAGCAAUUUCUGAAACAGAAGGAUAACACCAAGUAG
Messenger RNA from Plasmodium knowlesi strain H, 951 nucleotides. RefSeq names its product phosphatidic acid phosphatase 2, putative. The transcript has a single exon. The record is from RefSeq and is a predicted model, not a curated record. The coding region runs from base 1 to 951 and encodes 316 amino acids. Gene Ontology annotation, molecular function: sphingosine-1-phosphate phosphatase activity. NCBI's taxonomy places the organism in Eukaryota, Apicomplexa, Aconoidasida, Haemosporida, Plasmodiidae.